Messenger RNA from Belonocnema kinseyi, 1243 nucleotides. Its product is annotated as protein C15orf41 homolog. The record is from RefSeq and is a predicted model, not a curated record. The coding region runs from base 285 to 1133 and encodes 282 amino acids. The transcript has 6 exons. NCBI's taxonomy places the organism in Eukaryota, Metazoa, Arthropoda, Insecta, Hymenoptera, Cynipidae.
GUGGGCCCGCUAGAAAAAAAUGUUCUUCCCCGGUGCACACAUAUAAACCGUCUGCAUAUCGACAACCUUCCCCCAAAAACACGCUAGGCUAAUUGUUCCCCCUCCCUGGCGUAGGGGAGAGUGGAUAGAAACUUAGAAUGAAAGAAAAGAAAAUGCAUACAACAUAACCUCAAACGCACGGAUGUGGAGGGACGCUUUUCUGCAGGCUCUGGAUUGUUUACGUUUUUGUCGUGAUUUUAUACUUUCUUUAACAAUUGUUCCAGUUUCACUACAUAAUUGCAAAAAUGAAGACAGACGAAUAUUAUAAUAUAGUAAAAACAAUUAAAGAGUUCAAGGGACUUUCAAAAGAUUGUGCUAAGCUGUUAAUUGAAAAAUAUAAAAGUGUAAACAAAUACGCGCUUCUCAGUAUUUUGGCUAUAGAAGUGCUGCAACGAAUGAAACGUGAACAUCGAUUUAUAUUUAGCGAGAAAAACGAUUAUUACAAACAGUUUAUAGAAACCAUUCGAUCUGGAAAAUCUAAAGGGAUUCUUUUGAAUCUCGCUAAAGAAAUAAAGGCUCCCCCGGCUUUGUUAGCACGUCAUAUAUUGAAACAACACUUGACUGAAAUGGGAGAAAACAAUUCACCGCCUGUCGUAAGCAAAUUACUCAAGGACACUACUCUUAUCCCAGAAAAAGAAAUAGCUUACGAAAUAUAUUUGUGCGUUUUGUAUGAUGAUCAGUACGGACCAAUUGCCGAUUCCAUCGCAUUAUCGGUCGGUCAGGAAUAUGAAGUGAAACUUCAGUGUUAUUUAAAAGAUCGAAAUAUACCAUUUCGCAAUGAGGAUCAUCUCAGAACGAGAGGAUACGAUAAAACUCCAGACGUGAAACUGGAAGUGCCGAUAGCAGUUAAUGGUCACGUUAUCAAUUGGAUUGAAUCUAAAGCUCGAUUCGGAAAUGAAGAUAUACACAGGAAGUAUAUCAAAGAGCAGUUUUUAAGUUAUUGGAAUCGUUUCGGACCUGGAUUGGUAAUUUACUGGUUCGGUUUCCUGGAUACCUUGAGCCAAUCGAGCGAAAAACGGUUCAUCAUUAUGGACCAUUUUCCGAAGGAAAUCACGUAUAUGAAUCCAAAUUCUGUAGAGGCCUUAAUAUUUUGAGGAUUUUAGAAAUUGAGAAAUUGAAAUUUUUCAUUUAUGUACUUGUACAUAUCUAGGUUUUAUUUAUGAGGUUUAAACUUUUAGUAAUAAAGUUGUUUUUAAAGAAAAAA